Messenger RNA from Macrosiphum euphorbiae (potato aphid), 348 nucleotides. NCBI's taxonomy places the organism in Eukaryota, Metazoa, Arthropoda, Insecta, Hemiptera, Aphididae. The record is from the annotation of a GenBank genome assembly.
AUGGGUUUACUAGUCGGUACGGAUAGUAGUAUUUAUACUAGAAAGAUUCGGCAUAAACACAUCAUCACACUCUCAUUCCUUCUUCAAGCUUCGACUAAUCUACAACGAAGACUGAAGACCCGAAGAAACCUCAAGAGAUUCAACCAGCGAACAACGACCGGUACGAUCCCGUGUGGAACUCUCUCAGAGCAUCGCCACAAAUUGAUCGUACGGUCCAACGACGACGCCGAUUCCGGUCCACGGCGUUCAAGUGCCCCGACCAGCGAACGACGACAGGUACGAUCCCGUGUGCAACUCUCUCAGAGUAUCGCCACAAAUCGGUCGUACGGUCCAGCGGCAAUUCCAUAA